GGUCAAGGAAAUGGGAUCUGGAAGAAUGCAUAUGAGCGUGCAACCAACUUGGUCAGCCAGCUAACCCUUGAAGAGAAGAUUAACAUCACACGUGGCUAUGCUGGUGACAACGUCUGCGCGGGUAACACCGGAUCCAUCCCACGUCUUGGUUGGCCAGGCAUGUGUUUACAUGACGCUGGGAAUGGCGUUCGAGCGACAGACCUAGUCAAUUCAUAUCCGUCGGCCAUACAUGUAGGUGCCAGCUGGGAUAGGAACUUGACUUAUCAACGUGGCUAUUACAUGGGAAAAGAAUUCAAGACCAAAGGCAUCAACGUCUUGCUGGGACCCAACGCUGGUCCUCUGGGUCGAACUCCACUGGGCGGACGGAACUGGGAGGGCUUCUCCGUUGACCCAUUCUUGUCCGGACAGCUGAAUGCCGAAACCAUCAUCGGGCAUCAGGAAGCCGGUGUGAUCGCCAAUCUCAAGCAUUUUAUCGGAAACGAGCAAGAGACUUUCAGAAGGCCAUACUUCGGUGUAGAAGCAGCUUCAUCCAACAUUGACGAUAGAACUCUGCACGAAUUCUAUCUUUGGCCAUUUGUCGAUGGGGUUAAAGCGGGAGCGGCGUCGAUCAUGUGCUCAUACAACAGAAUCAACAACACAUAUGGAUGCGAGAAUAGUAAGCUAUUGAACGGGAUUCUAAAGACAGAAUUGCAAUUUGAGGGGUUUGUCCUUCUCGACUGGAACGCACAGCACAAAUUGGAGAGCGCCAAUGCUGGUCUAGACAUGGUCAUGCCCCUUGGGGGGAAUUGGGGCUUAAAUCUCACAACUGCAGUCAAUAAUGGAACAGUGGAUGCUUCAAGGAUAGACGACAUGUCCACAAGGAUCCUAGCAGCUUGGUAUCUUGUCGGGCAAGACACCGACUUCCCAAUCCCUGGCAUUGGCAUGAAGAAUCUGACUGAGCCGCACGAUCAGAUCGACGCUCGUGAUCCUAAAGCGAGACCAACAAUACUCAGCGGAGCCGUUGCCGGCCAUGUGUUGGUGAAGAACGACAAUAAUUCACUGCCUUUCCGCAGAGCCCCGAAAAUGAUGUCCAUAUUUGGAUAUGAUGCAACAGUGCCUUCGACGAAGAACACCGACAAACUCUUUGAGCUUGGCUACUACUCCUCUCCCGAGAUGGCUCAGGCCGUACUGGGAACAGAGAGGCAUUUUGACCAAGCAGCUAAGGGAGGGACCAUUGUAAGUGGGGGACGUGCUGCAGCCAAUGCACCGUCUUAUAUACUCGAUCCGUUGAGUUCACUGCAACACAGAGCCGCAAAAGAUGGCACUUGGGUCAACUGGGAUCUGACUUCUGGGGAUCCCGAUGUCAAUGCUGCUAGCGAUGUUUGCCUGGUUUUCAUCAACGCCAUGGCAACCGAAGGAUGGGAUCGAGAUGGCUUACACGACGAUUUCAGUGAUGGCCUCGUCUUGAGUGUGGCCGAUAAGUGCGCCAACACAAUUGUGGUCGUUCAUGCAGCUGGCAUUCGCCUAGUUGAUCAGUGGAUUGAUCACCCAAAUAUCACGGCUACAGUCAUCGCCCAUCUGCCCGGUCAAGACAGUGGGUCGGCCCUUGUUAAGCUUCUGUACGGUGAGGCUUCAUUCUCUGGUAAGCUUCCGUAUACUUUGGCUCGGAACGAAAGCGAUUAUUCCGUGUAUGCACCUUGUGGGAGGCAAUCCAAUACCACCAGUCCCCAAUGCGAUUUCAAGGAAGGGGUAUAUGUCGACUACCGUGCCUUCGACGAAAGAGGCAUCGAGCCAAGGUUUGAGUUUGGGUUUGGGUUGACGUAUACCCAAUUUACCUACUCUUCCCUACGGGUCAAGGCGACGGAUAUCUUGAUAGGUGCUGCGCCAAGCACUGAGGUCUUAUGGGAGGUGAUAUUGAAUGUCGAGGCAUCAUUGAACAAUACUGGAAAUCGCGCUGGCGAGGAAGUUGUGCAGCUAUACGUUGCAAUUCCAAAUAGCCCCCCGAAACAGCUUCGGGGCUUCGACAAGGUGCCACUUGAUAUCGGAGAGAGUGCCACUGUCCAAUUCGAACUGACAAGAAGGGACCUUAGCGUUUGGGAUGUUAUGGCUCAGACUUGGACACUUCAAGACGGCAAUUAUACAGUAUUUGUAGGCGCAAGCAGUCGGAAUCUCCCUCUUCAAAUCUUACUUACUUUAUGA
Molecule: messenger RNA, 2178 nt
Organism: Colletotrichum phormii
Lineage: Eukaryota; Fungi; Ascomycota; Sordariomycetes; Glomerellales; Glomerellaceae
Product: glycoside hydrolase superfamily
Exons: 5
Biological process (GO): glucan catabolic process
Molecular function (GO): beta-glucosidase activity
Source: RefSeq, a predicted model, not a curated record